Messenger RNA from Trichosurus vulpecula (common brushtail), 3248 nucleotides. RefSeq names its product NADH:ubiquinone oxidoreductase complex assembly factor 4 (gene NDUFAF4). Gene Ontology annotation, cellular component: mitochondrion. Lineage: Eukaryota; Metazoa; Chordata; Mammalia; Diprotodontia; Phalangeridae. Gene Ontology annotation, biological process: mitochondrial respiratory chain complex I assembly. The transcript is spliced from 3 exons. The coding region runs from base 96 to 623 and encodes 175 amino acids. The record is from RefSeq and is a predicted model, not a curated record.
ACUCGGCGGCGCCCGGCUGGUUAGAACGUUAACUACCCGGCACGUUCCAUGUGCGGGCGGCUUCUCAAGCCAGUGCAUCAUGGUUUGAGAGAGAGAUGGGGGCUAGGGUGACCCGCGCUUUCCGGAACUUCAACCUGGAGAACCGUGCCGAGAGGGAGAUCAGCAAGGUGAAGCCGUCUGCUGCCCCCAAGCACCCCUCCACCGAGGCACUGAUGCUGGAGCAACUCAGCCACCAUCCAGAACUAGAGGAAAUAGUUAAAAGAAAAGAUGACAAGCUGCUCACAUUGUUAAAAGAAGUAUAUGUUGAGUCCAAAGAUCCUGUUCCACCUGUGCGGGUGAAAGAUGCCAGUAUACCUCAGUCGACAGAGCUCAGACUUCUAAAAGGCAAUCACUUUAAUCUCAUGACUUCCCAGAACAUUCCCAAGGGCAAAAUUUCUGUGGUGGAGGCUCUCACACUACUUAACAAUCAUAAACGUUCUCCUGAAACAUGGACUGCAGAGAAAAUAGCCCAGGAAUAUUCUCUGGAACUAAGGGAUGUUAAAUCCCUUCUCACAUUUUUCGUUGCUUUUGAUGUGAAGAUCUUCCCUGCCAGUAAUGGAAAGAAAGCCAUAUCAUCGAAGUGAAAGAAGGAUCAGAAGCAUCUUCCACUGUGCUCCCCAUGUGCGCCCUUGUCCUGUUCUUCGCCUCCUGAAUGCAUUAAAUUAUGCUGCCAUUUGGCUAAGUGAUUACAGUUCCCUCUUUGUGACUGAAAACUUUUAUUUAAUGAGCAGCUGAUUGUGUCAGGCUGCUGGCUGAGCAGGAAAUAUUUUGACAGUACUUUGUCCUGCUGUAUUCUAUCAUGUGUAUGUCCAAAUGAGUGAUGAGCUCAACAUCAGUGUGUUCCUUAGAAGUGGGAAAGGCAGGCUGUUAUUUUUAGGCAUACCAUGUGACCACUUCUGAAAUGGUCACAGUCUCUUGGGAAAUAUCUGAGAGUCUCUAUUUAAAAUUAAAGAAAAAAAAUUUGUCUUCCAGUUCAGGUGGAAAGUGCUUUCUUCCCUGGGUUGAUAAAAGAAGAGUCUUAUGGCUGUGGCAUUUAACCUCAGAAGAGUGAUACUUGGAAGAGUAAUAAGAUAGCAUUUCCCAGGCAAAGAAAGAGAACAGAGAACCAAGAUAAAAACCAACAAAAAAGAGAGUAUUAGUAUUUACAAAAUUACCUUUUUAUGAUUGCUGUAUAUGAUGGAAGAGAGAAAGAGAAGUUUAGAAAUUGUGUUGUUUGGAUUUUUAACAUGUAAUGUUUGAUGUCUAAAUUUUGUUAGGGGGGGACUCUAAAACCUGUGACAGGUGUUUAAUUUUAAAUAUACAGAGUUUGGCUAAGGAAAAGAUUUCAGUGUGGCAUGUAAGAGCAGUCCCUGAAAAGCAACCACAUCUGGAUUUAACCUAUUACAGUGAGAACUUCCUAUUCUGGAAGGUGACCUGGAUUCUAGAUCCCAGUCAAAUAGCUGCAUGACCUUGAGAAGGUCACUUGAGUUUCUGGGCCCAACUAUCAUAUAUAGAGCAAUUUAAGGUUUGUAGAGCACUGUCCAUGUGUCAUGAAUAAUAAUCUACAAGGUCAGUUCCAGUUUCAUGAUUUUAUCUUAAACUGGUCACAUUAAGGAAGGGAAUGAGGACCACAAAGAUGUUCUUGGACAAUUUGUUGAAAUGGAAAGAAUGUUAGACUCAGAGUUGGGAGAGACCUGGGUCUGAAUCCCACUUCUAACACUUGUCUAUGUGACCAUAGACAAAUAAUAGCCUACUUCAGCUUCCCUUUCUUCAUCUGUAAAAUGGAGGUUGUAAUAUCAAUCUCACAAGGUUCUUGUGAGGCCCAAAUGAAGUAAAAACUCCUUGGCAAGCCUUAAGGUACAAUGUGCAAAUGUCAGGUAUUAAUAUUCUUUCUUAGUGUUGAAGCACUAAGUUAAGUUCAGUGGUCAAGUUCAAUAUUAUUAGCUAACAAUUAAAGGUCUGCAAACACUUUACAUCCUUUUUCUCAUUUCAUAAUCUCACUUAUCAUUUGAGGUAACUGCUGUUAUCUCUUUUACAGAUGAGGAAGUUGAGGCUGAAAGGGUGUCUUUUUCAAGGUCACGCAGCUAGUAAAUGCAGCAGGUUUCAAACUCAAACCUUCCUGACUCCAAGACCGGCACUCUAUCCACUGUAGUCACAGUGACUCCUAGAGGAUACAUGUGAGAGAGGAACAUAAACCCUUAUGCACUCAGGGAUCCCUUUGGGAUCUAACCAGAGAUGACAGUUCUCUGAUGCAAUUUGCAGAAUAUUAUGUGGAAGCAACUUAGAGAUUUUCUAGCUCAACUCCUCAUUUUUACAGAUGAGAAAACUGAGGUUCAGUGACUUAACAGCCCAUGGGAAGGUCUCCUGAUUCCUAGGCCAGUCCUCAUUAUAUGAAGAAGCCAAACAGAAGGACAGAGGUGCUGUAGGAGCCAGUAAGCAAGUUACCUGAAUCUUUUGCCAACAUUCAUUAGGCUUCUUUUCUUAGUUCAUGGGAGUGAUUUCCAUAAUGCAUCCACAGAGAUUCCUUAGGCACACGUUAUGGAGGAAGCUUAGAAACUGGGGAGCAAAUUAUUUUUUGGAGGGAUAAAAAGUAGUAAUGCUAGGAAGAAGGAACCUGGAUGCCAAAUGGGAAUUUUUGUUAGAAACUUUCCAAGUACAUCUUCCAAAUAGCCCUUACUGCUACUUUGUAUUUGGCAAAAACAGAGCUUGUUUUGAAAAAUAAGAUAGCUAUAGUUAUAAAAAUUGCUUUUAAAAACUCAUGACAUGGGUUUAUACCAACUGUAUUCUCUGCUCUUACUUUCGUUGCCCAUUCUGUUCUAUGGGAGCCAACCUGCAAAUCUAUAAAUAACAGCAUUGGUUUAACACAUGAUUCCUUUCCAGGCAGCUAUAAAUACAACUGCUGCUGCUAUAUGUUAUAUGACAUGCUAUAAUAAAAGUCGUUGUUUUAUUAUCUUUCUAAUAGCCAUGGAGGGAGGGGAUUGGUACGGACUUCGGUUGCCCUAUGCUAUUUCAGCAGCAACAACUCACCGUAUCCUCAAAUUGAAUUUUUCUGAUUCUUUUCCAUUUAGCCUCAGAUUCAGAACUGUAAUGUCACCAUUUUUAUUUUUCAGGCAGGCACGAUUGUAAUUAAAACUUAUCAUGCACUGGUAAUAAAUACUGUGAAAGAAAGCAAUAAAAAGGGGCCACAUUUAAUUGACCUAAAGAGAUUAAAAUCAACUUUUUUCUCCCUU